CGCAGUUGCAGAUGCAGAGUGAUGUGAGUACAGCUUGCCGUUGAUAGAUACGUAAAUACGAACUGAAGAAGAUCUAAGUGAAGAUAAAGAAUGCGCAUGCGCCGUCAAUGUCAAACCGCGAGUGUUAACGAGGCAACUCGUGAUUGCGAGGACAAAAAAAAUUGUGUGGUUCUGUUCUCUCGAACAUCCAAGCCGAGGCAUCCUACUCUAUCCUAUCCUAUCCUAUCCUACCUGGCCCUUCUACCGAAGGCAGUACCGAAGAAACAUGAAGCAUUGGGUAGUCAUUGGAACCACAAGAAUAACAGAUUUUCACAUCGUGCUCACUCUUUCGUCCUCUAUGAUUUUUGGUUUGCGUUUGCUGUAGUUGAAGCACGCAGAGACCGAGUAAGACCCAUGAAGGAUGGUACACCGUCUUUGUAUUUUUCAGUCACAAGAAUAAAGAAAAAGAUAAAGAUGAUAAUGUCAAUUUUCUGCAGGCGAGGGAGCGCCUGA
This is a messenger RNA of Amoebophrya sp. A25, 492 nucleotides long. The record is from the annotation of a GenBank genome assembly. Lineage: Eukaryota; Dinophyceae; Syndiniales; Amoebophryaceae.